This is a messenger RNA of Hyaloperonospora brassicae, 3180 nucleotides long. NCBI's taxonomy places the organism in Eukaryota, Oomycota, Peronosporomycetes, Peronosporales, Peronosporaceae. The record is from the annotation of a GenBank genome assembly.
AUGCCGAACGCGACGGACGCCAACGCACUGGCUGCGGCCAUGCGCCGGACGCUCAACUUGCCGUCCACGCGCUUCCCCAUGCGCGCCAAUGCUGCGGUACGAGAGCCGCAGCUCCACGCGCGCUGCGUCUCGCUCGCCUACGCGAACCAGUCGGCCGCCCGGCCGUUGUUCGUGCUGCACGACGGGCCGCCGUUCGCCAAUGGGAGUUUACACAUGGGCCACUUUCUCAAUAAGGUGCUGAAAGAUAUGAUCAACCGGUAUCAGCUGCUGCGGGGCAAGCGCGUGCGCUUUGUGCCUGGAUGGGACUGCCACGGGCUUCCGAUCGAACACAAGGCACUGCAGCAGCUGCGCGUUGGAGCGACCGAGUUGUCGCCGGGUCAAGUGCGCGCCUUGUCGCGACAAUUGGCUCGCCAGGCGAUUCACGAGCAGCAGAAGGAAUUCGAGCGCUGGGGCGUGCUGGCCGACUGGUCUGGAGCCCAGGGCAGUGUCUACGUGACCAUGGAAGCGAGCUACGAAGUGCGGCAAUACGACGUGCUGAAGAAGAUGGUGCAGGACGGACUUAUUUAUCGAGGCUUCAAGCCCGUGCAUUGGUCCCCGAGCUCCCGCACGGCACUGGCUGAAGCAGAGCUCGAGUACCAGGACGAUCAUGUGUCUCAAGCGGCAUACGUCAAGUUCCACUUUGCCUCAAUGGGCACGAAUGCCAGCAAGACAAUGGCAAAAAUGGUCGACAAGUACGCACAGGACUUGACCGCAGUGAUUUGGACCACGACGCCGUGGACGAUCCCGUCCAAUCAGGCUUUGUGUGUGAAUGCCGAGCUCGAGUACGUGGUCGUGCGUCCUCGGCAUGCAAACUCGAACGAGUGCUUUUUGAUCGCAAGUGCAUUGCAGGAAAGAUUUGCGGCGAUGUUGAAGGGCGAUUCUGAGGCGGAAGUAGAGCUGGACGUGCUGGAGACAAUCAGAGGCGCCAGUUUGGAAGGUGCGCGCUUUGCGCAUCCGCUGGUAGACCGAGAAGUCGUCGUGCUAGUGGGAGAGCAUGUGACGACCGAAGCAGGUACUGGUGUCGUGCACACAGCCCCGGGACACGGUCAAGACGAUUACUACAUGUGGAUGGCGCACCAUUCGACACCCGGCGAGCAUCCAGACAUUCUUUGUCCAGUCGAUGCUGACGGGUGCUUUACUGCUGAAGCUGGACAAGGUCUCGAGGGGCUUUGUGUCUUGGACGAGGGCAACACUGCAGUUGUCGAUUUGCUCAAGAACUCAGGGAACUUGCUAUCCGUAGAUGAAUACCGUCAUCGGUACCCGUGCGAUUGGCGUACGAAGAAGCCUGUAAUCUUUCGUGCUACAGCUCAAUGGUUUGCUCGUCUAGAUGCGCUUCAUGCACGGGGUAAAGAAGUGCUGCAGCACUCGGUCCAGAUGGUACCGCCUAGCGCGCGACGACGUUUGGAAGCAACCCUGUCCAGCCGUCACGAGUGGUGCAUCUCUCGCCAGCGCGCGUGGGGACUGCCGAUUCCAGUGUUUUACCACAAAGUCACGGGUGAACCGCUGAUCACAAAGGAAAGCAUUGGACAUCUUCAGGGCAUUGUAAAGACGUACGUCGUUAUGGGUGAGAACGGCGAAGUUGAGCGCGAGGGAGCGGACUGCUGGUGGGAUCUGUCAGUUCGCGAGCUGCUGCCAGAAUCGCUCCAUGAUCAAGCCGAUGAGUACGAGAAAGGUACUGACACGCUGGACGUGUGGUUUGACAGCGGCAGCAGUUGGCACGCGGUGCUGCCCAACUUGUUUGAGCCGGCCAGAGACGAGCCGAUCUGUGCCAAUGUGUACCUCGAAGGCUCCGACCAACACAGGGGUUGGUUCCAGUCUUCGCUGCUGACGUCACUUGCGAUGCAGGGAACGGCGCCGUACAAGACCGUCAUCACGCAUGGCUUUGCUCUGGACGAGCGGGGCAGCAAAAUGUCCAAGUCGCUGGGCAACACGAUUGUGCCGAACGACUUCAUCAAUGGCUGCACUAUGCCGGUGCCCGUCACCGACAAGAGAGCAAACAAGAAAACGAGCGUGGAGACCAAGAGCAACGGUUCGCAGAAGGCUGUGAAGGUAAAGCAGACAAAGGUGCCCGCAUACGGUGCUGACGUACUUCGCUUCUGGGUGGCCACGACUGACUACACUGGCGACGUGAGCAUCGGCCCUGCAGUCGUUGGUAAGGCCAGCGACGCACUGCGUAAGGUGCGCAACACGGCACGAUUCUUGCUCGGCAAUUUACAAGAUUUCGAUCCAGCGUUGCACGCAGUCCCGCACAGUGACAUGCAGUCGUCGCUGGACCGGUACAUGCUGCACGAGCUUAACUCGCUGGUUCAGUCAGUGAGCGCGGCAUACGAUGCGUUUGCGUUCAACCGUGCCCAGCACGCCCUCUCGCACUUCAUUUCGACGGAUCUAUCAGCUUUCUACAUGGAGGCUACCAAGGACCGCCUGUACUGCGACGCAGCCAACUCGCAGACUCGACGCUCUGCUCAGACCGUAUUGUGGCUGUCGUUGCAAGCGCUUACCCGUGCGCUUGCACCCGUGGCGCCACACACAGCUGAAGAUAUUCGCCUUCAUUGGCUGUCGCAGCUGCAAGGAGACAUCCCGCUCGACGAUGUGGUCGGUAGUGUGUUUCUGGAUGGAGACUGGAUGCCGAGUGCGGACGAGUGGACGAACGACGAAUUGUCGCGUGACUGGACUGCGAUCCGUCAGCUGCGCUUUGAGGUGAACCGAGUGGUAGAGCAGAUGCGCCAAGCCGGUCGAGUCGGCAGUCAGCUCCAGUGCAACGUCUAUGUGGUCGCUUCCGAGUCCGAUCCGCGUGCUGCAGCACUGCUGUCUCCGGUCGCGAGCAGCUCCGCCGAGCUCGAGGACGUGUUUCUAUGCUCGAGCGUGAAAGUCGUGGGAUCCGAAGCCGAGAUCGGAAGUGCAGAGCAGUUCAAGGCGCGUUGUCAACUGGCAAUGGGCCCGAGCGACGCCCCGAUGGGCGUAAAGCUGGUGCUGACUCCGGCCGAGGGCCACAAGUGUCCGCGCUGCUGGAAAUACGCACCUGAAGUGGAUGCGGCGGAGACGCAGUUGUGCGUGCGAUGUGCUCAAGUCACGGACCUUCGCAGCGUCUCUGAUCUGGCCAGGAAACUGAUUGAUGGACGAGCAGUUGUGGAGGCGAACUAG